Molecule: messenger RNA, 877 nt
Organism: Meira miltonrushii
Lineage: Eukaryota; Fungi; Basidiomycota; Exobasidiomycetes; Exobasidiales; Brachybasidiaceae
Exons: 1
Coding region: 192-659 (155 amino acids)
Source: RefSeq, a predicted model, not a curated record
CAAGAUCAACACUACAACAGCUUAAAUACGCAUGUGCCCCUCUUUUAAUUAAAGUUGUACUGGCACCGCCGCCAAACAAGCACAGACCAAAGGAAGAAGUGGCUUUUUUUCAUCUCAUUCAACACGACCAUCAUUAACAACCCGUAUUCCAGCAAUCAGUCUCACUCCAGGGUGAAAAGCAAGUCUCAAUCAUGCUUCCUGUAUCAAGAGCUGUUUUGAUGGCCAGAAGGCCACUAUCACUUAGGUCAUCGCCGCUCAUCAUGCAAGGUAUUCGAUUCGAAAGUACAAAUACUCCGUCCACACCACCAACUCCAGUCUCACCUGCACGAGAGACUGCACACUCUUCUCCUAGCGCUGGGCCAUCACAACAACAGCAACAGCAAGAGAAACCAAAAUCAAAACACAAGCUAGUCUAUCGUGAAAUCUGGCCACCGUUCAUACGUGUGUUAGCAUAUGCAAGUGCAGUAUACUUUUCAUUACAACUCACAUGGCAAUAUUUGGACGGUCGUGAACAAAAAGAAUUGGAAGCAGAUGUUAGAAGGCAGCUAGAAGAAGAAGUUAGAAAAGAAAUGAUAAAAAAAGCAGAAAGAGCAAAAAGUGAUCAAGAUGCAAUCGCACAAAAAGCAAAAGGAUGGUUCUCUUGGGCAACGGGUAAAUGAGGUGAAUGUCUUUAUUGUUUAAUGGAACUCAAUGCUAUCUUGUUAUGCGAUUCGAAUGAUAUUAGGGUUGGCUGUAUGUGUGUUUUAUUGUACGACGACUUCAACGAUCAAACAUUAUUGUACCAUUCUCACUCUGUAUAUUUUAUGAUAUCAUAAUCACAUUGAGAUGAAAAGCUAAUCUACUGAUCCUCUACAAGUGAGUGUUGAUGAUGAUCAUC